Molecule: messenger RNA, 1439 nt
Organism: Betta splendens (Siamese fighting fish)
Lineage: Eukaryota; Metazoa; Chordata; Actinopteri; Anabantiformes; Osphronemidae
Gene: trappc5
Product: trafficking protein particle complex subunit 5
Exons: 3
Coding region: 169-735 (188 amino acids)
Biological process (GO): endoplasmic reticulum to Golgi vesicle-mediated transport
Cellular component (GO): TRAPPII protein complex; TRAPPI protein complex; TRAPPIII protein complex
Source: RefSeq, a predicted model, not a curated record
UUGAUUUCGUCUUUUCCCCCUACGUAGCGGUGACGCAUGUCACGUGACGCAGUGACGUUUACAGUCGGAACCGGAACUAAAACAACAACAGGUGUAGCGAGAAAGACUGUUAUUGCUGGUGUUAGUUUUACUGAGUAUUUGUAAAUUUAAGCCGUUGCUUAAACAACUAUGGAGACUCGCUUCACCAGAGGCAAGUCCGCUAUUCUGGAGCGGCCUCUGAGCCGACCCAAAACCGAGGUGAGCGUCAGCGCCUUCGCCCUGCUCUUCUCGGAGGUGGUGCAGUACUGCCAGAGCCGGGUGUACUCUGUGACGGAGCUGCAGGCUCGUCUGUCGGAGAUGGGCCAGCGGGUCGGAGGCAGCCUGCUGGACGUGCUGGUGCUGAGAGAGAAGAACGGCAAGAGGGAGACCAAGGUCCUGAACAUACUGCUGUUCAUCAAGGUAUCCGUGUGGAGAGCUCUAUUCGGCAAGGAGGCGGACAAGCUGGAGCAGGCCAACGACGACGACAAGACUUACUACAUCAUCGAAAAAGAGCCCCUGGUCAACACAUACAUCUCUGUUCCCAAGGAGAACAGCAGCCUGAACUGUGCCGCCUUCACAGGGGGCAUCAUAGAAGCCAUCCUCACACACAGCGGUUUCCCCGCCAAGGUCACAGUCCACUGGCACAAGGGCACCACACUUAUGAUCAAGUUUGAUGAGGCGGUGAUUGCCAGAGACAAAUCGCUUGAUUUGAGAUAGAGGGAAGACUGGGACCGUGUGUGGGUGGAGGUAUUGAUUGUCCACUGGGUUGCCUCCCCCACUGCUGCAGACUGUGAUAAAGAAAAAUUUACAAAUUAGAGAAAUGCAAAGGACACAAAAGCCUGCAAGUAAAAAAAAAGUUACAUUAUUGAUAAAUGUGCAGGUUAUUGUUAAUAUGUGAAGUACGGAAGUGCAUAAUAUUCACAAACAAAAUUGGGGAACUAUAUAAUUAUAUUGUUUUCUCCCUGAGGUGGAACACAUCAAAACAUAUCUGAUAUAUCUGGCCAUGAUUGCAAGCUUGAUCCUUAUAGCAUUAUAGCAUCUAAAUCCUUUAGCAUGUUUUAACCUGGAAUUCUGUAUUACAAGAUAAUGUCUCCAUGCACUUCCUUAAUAGUCUGUGUUUGUUCAUCUAAAACAGGUGAUCUCAAUCUUGUGCAUACAAUACUUAUUUGAACAGAAUAUUUAGGCUGAAUUAAACAAUUUCCAAGAGAGGGAUGAAAAUUAUUCAAGUAUUGUUCUAUUACUUUAUUUUUCAGAAUAUCUAGAAAAACAUUUGUAAUGACACUGUUCUCCGCAGACUGUCUUUACCUGUUACUGGAAUUUAUUCAAAAUCUGGGCAGCUCCAUUGUGUUUGAUGUGUAUAUGCAGGUUUAUAGCUGUAUUUUCACUCUGAAAUAUUUAAAUAAAAAACAUGGUGAAAGGUU